Molecule: messenger RNA, 900 nt
Organism: Otolemur garnettii (small-eared galago)
Lineage: Eukaryota; Metazoa; Chordata; Mammalia; Primates; Galagidae
Gene: ANKRD60
Product: ankyrin repeat domain 60
Exons: 5
Coding region: 1-900 (299 amino acids)
Molecular function (GO): protein binding
Source: RefSeq, a predicted model, not a curated record
AUGACGCGCGGCCACCGCACUCGAGACGGGGAUGACGCGCGGUCCGCGGCGCUGCCAUGCAGAGGGCGGCGGCGGCCGCGCCGCCAACGGCUCUUCGGGGACCGGCCGGUCGGGAGCCCAUCGGUGGAACUUGCCCCCGAUGUCUUCUUCAUGCGGGUGCGGCUGGAGGAGACUGGGGAGAUAUUCCGAGUGAUAAACUGCCACAAUGACAUGACCGUGCGGGAGUUCAAAGAGGAGCUGGAUCUGAUGGUCGGGAUCCCCUUCAACCUGCAGCGGCUCCAGUACCUCGACCAAGGAGUUUUGAUGGAUGACACUACGUUGAAGUUCUAUGAUGUUGUUCCUGGUGGAAUUAUUUCAUUAUGUAUCUGGCAUUAUGACGGAUGGACAGAACUCGUGGUGGCGGCCGUGGAAGGGGAUCCGAGCAAGCUGUCUUGUCUUGGUGUCACUGAAGACUCCUUCUUCCGAACUCCAAACUCAGAACGUUUUGGAGCUGAAGAAUUGAAGCAGUGGAUGGCUCAGAGGGCGUUCGUGGCGUUGUACAUCGGCUCACACAGAGGCAACGCCGAGGCCGUGCAGUACCUGCUAGAACAAGGAGCCAACUGUAUGGCCAAGUCGCCCCUGGGCAGGACGCCCCUGCACGUGGCUGCAGCCAUGGGCCGCUCAGACUGCAUCAACCUCCUGCUCAAGUUCGGGGCCUCCAGCCAGGAGAAGGACGCCAAGGGGGAGACACCCAUCAACGUUGCCCACCGCCUCAGCCGCAGGCAGAGCGAGCGGCGAAUGUUUCUCUUCCACUGGCUGUCGCGGUCAGGGGCCAAGGAGCCCAGUGAAGUGAUCAUGAAGAAGUUCACUCAGAGUGCCAAUUCUGAGUCGAGGCCCAAGAGGAAGAAGACCCCAAAGUAG